This is a messenger RNA of Coprinopsis cinerea okayama7#130, 3762 nucleotides long. RefSeq lists its product as hypothetical. The record is from RefSeq and is a predicted model, not a curated record. Lineage: Eukaryota; Fungi; Basidiomycota; Agaricomycetes; Agaricales; Psathyrellaceae. Bases 1 to 3762 code for a protein of 1253 amino acids. The transcript is spliced from 14 exons.
AUGCAGACCAACCCCAACGACAGCACCGACAGCACCAACACCUCUGCGACUCCCAAUGCGACGCUUACCAUGAACCUCGACAUAAAUGUGUUGGCGGCGCUUGUUGCAAACAUGAAUCUCUCGAUAACAAUCAAUGCAACACCUGCGAGUCCUGCGAGUGCCUUGACACCUCCAGCUAUCCCACCUCCUCCACCCCCGGUCGUUCAGGCUGUCCCUUCCGCCCCUGCUGCGGUUCGUUCACCCGUCUCACCCAUUGCACCUCCAUCCAAUUUCUGGGUGUAUCCCGAGGAUGCCAAGGCCACGGAUCCUACGGUUGUCAAGUAUUAUGUCGUGGUCAGAGGUCGGUGCUGUGGGGUUUUCACUGAUUGGUUCUAUGUUAGCGAUCUCAUCGACAACUUGAGGUCACACUGUAUCUUCCGAAGCUUUCGCAGCUACGAAGAGGCCUGGGCCCAUUACCAGCUCGCUAAAAGUAGGUGUACCGUCAGAGCCAUAGGUCGCAACGGUUGGCUGGCUGGGCACUUCGAUAGUCUCUAUGGCCCGGCGGAAGACUGUGUUCACAAGAGAUCAAAUGUCUUCUCAUUCUCCGAUGCUUCUGGUGCUCGUACACGAAUUCGAGCGAAGACUAUCCAAAUCGACAACCACCCAGAGGAACCCGAAGAGCCUCCCCCAUCGGAGACCGAACCAUCCACACCUUCGACUCCGAUUGUAGGGCGAGCGGUGGAUAUCGAACUGGACAGCGACAGUUGGGAUCAGUCAAACAUCAAUACCGAGGAGACUAAUGACCAACCUCGACUCGACGACUCAGAGGACGAGGAGGAUCCAGUCCAAUCCAAGUCGAAACGCCACCGUAAUUAUAAGAAUUGGAACAAACUCCUUGAAUGGCUCCCUUAUCGAUCUGACUUCCUUGAUGAGCUGCUAAGGCACGAUGGUCACGGCGAUUACCUGGGGGAGAGCAGCUGCAAUACAUGCGCUGAGAAGGAUUGCCGGUUGUUCAAGUGUCCGGACUGCUGGGAUGGGUGUCUGCUAACCUGUUGCGAGUGCCUUCUCAACAACCAUCGUAACCUUCCUCUUCAUCGGAUCGAGGAAUGGAAUGGGCGCUAUUUUGAAAAGACCUCUUUAUCUAGUCUGGGCCUGCGCGUCCAGCUCGGACAUGGAGGGGGAAGCUGUGCAAACCCACUUCCAGGACCCCCAGACUUCACGGUCUUCGACAUCAGUGGAGUUCACUCCGUGAACAUCGACUACUGUGACUGCCUUCCAGCCACGCUCUCUCGUCCUCAAACGGCCUUCACUUUUGACAUGCUCGAUCACUUCCAUCAGCUCUCCUUACAGGGUAAAGUUACCUUGUACGACUAUUACCAUACGAUUGUCAAGCGUUCGGACUUUCUACAACUUAGAUCAGUUCCUAGCCGCUGUAAUGACUUCCAUCGGACCUUUCGCCUCUGGCGUGUGCUGAUGAUGUUCAAACGCGCGGGGCGUGGCAAUGUCCCGAACGGAAUCGCGGAAACCAAGGAAGGAGAAUUGGCAAUCGAGUGCCCGGCGUGUCCACAUCCCAACAAGAACCUUCCUGUCCGUUGGAAAGAGGCUGGCAAAUUAGCGUUUCUCUAUACGCUAUUUGUCGCAGUGGACGCCAAUUUCAAGCUAAAGGGGAAGAAUCGGGGGUUUUCAGACAUAGAGUUGCUGCCUGGUUUGGCGUAUUUCGUUGAGGAGAACAAGUAUCAGAAUCAUUUGAUCGGGUAUGUAGACGAAUCAGAGAUCAAUACCUGCCAGUCGGAGCAUGACGCUGUAGUCAGAGCAGCCGUCAGAUGCACUCCGGGAUACAACGUUACGGGGGCUGCGAUUGUCAUUUGCUCACGUCAUGGCUUCCUCAGACCGAACGGCGUUGGCGACUUACAAAAAGGAGAGCGGUAUUGCAACAUUGACUAUAUCGUAUUCUCAGCUCUCGCGGCCGUAGCACUCCUCCAAGUAGUGAUAACUUACGAUAUCGCUUGUCAAUGGGUCAAGAAUUUCCUGAAACGGCUUGGGAAACUUCCAGAGGCUAUUCGACUCAACACCAAUGAAACCAAAGUCACCGCCCUUAUCCCCUCUUGGCAUAUCAAUGGCCACGGCCCGGAUUGCCAAGUCAACUACGCUCUACAGUACACUCCGGGAGCUGCGAAGACCUGUGGCGACGAAAUCGAGCAGAACUUUUCCGAAACCAAUGUAUUAGGCGCCAGUGUGAGAGAGAUGGCGCCGGCGGCUCGUCACGAAAUGCUGACCGACCAAUUCCAAGGGAAUAACGCGCGGAAGACUGUGAAACUUAAAGCUCUGCUGGCGAAGAAGUUCCGAGAGUCGGCGGAAAUGCGAGCUCAACAGGAGCAAGCAUUCAGUAACCUAUGCCUUACGUUCACACUGGACAAGAUAGCGAGAUGGACUAGAAUGAUUGUGGACUGGGAGAAGGAUCCGAAGAAUAAUCCAAAUCCAUAUGCAGAAGUGAAACUCGAAACAACAAUGCAGGAUGUGCGCUUGGAAUUAGCGAAAGAAGACGAGCGAGAGGAGGCUCGUGGCGUGGUUUCGGCGCAUACGACAUCGAUGACAGCGUGCCUAGUGGUGGCGCUUGACUUGGAGGAACAGCAACGCUCGCUCAAAUUUGACUUGGAGAAUAGUCGUAUGAGCACCAGCAAGCAGAAGGCUGACUUACAGGAGAAGCGUAAUGGAAUGCGUCGACGGAUUGCUAGGUGGAGGGAGGUUCAAAUCGUCUAUGCUCCGUGUGUGGCACCACUCCUCCCUGGGAUAACCGCUGGUGAAGACUCGGAGGGAGCCGAAGUCAUCAAACCCGAGGACAUUCCGUUAUACCUCCCAUCGGACCUCACACCCACCCUACAUCAAACUAUUCCGGCCAUGACCGAGAAGGAGAGGCGGUUACGCGAGGCGCAGGCUGACGAUGCUCUCUCCGAAAUUCGACUUGGCCGAAGAAUCUUGACAGGACUCACUCAAUUCAAGAAACUUCAUCUGGCCGGGGCUGGAAACAAGCCCAACACGAGAGUGCGUUCGCUAUACAAUCGUAUCCAAGCCAAGAUCUCCAAGGCCGCCAACCGUUACCGACGAGCUCGCGAUGCCUUGGUUACAAUAAAUCCGACAGGCGAGUGGACCCACAGACUGAAACCACUCAACCCGGGUGAUAUUCGGGGGCCUGGGAGGGAGUCACACGAAAGCAGCAGCCGAUUUAUCCCAUCUUGGAUUUGGCAGGUUCCGAGAGUUCGGAGGGAAGGUGACGACACCUUAGCCGAGGAAGAAUUGGACGAAAGCUUGCGAGUGGAGUGGGCGAAGGGACGAGCACGUUUGCAACGAUGGAAUGAGGAGUAUCAAUUGGUCCAAGAGGAAAUGCGAAGGUCUGUAGUCUAUCUUCGAUGGAAGGCUGUAUGGUGGGAGGAGCGCGCAAGUCACGACAGUUUCAAGUCCGAUGACAUGAUGCAUGGAGCUCGCGCAUACGCCCACAAGCAGGCUGAUCUCUGCCGACGCUUGGCCGACAGGUUUUCACAGCACUGGACGGCUAUACUGCGGAAAUACGGGGAACUUCCCAUGUGGAUGCCUUGGGCGGGCUAUGACGAUGGCUCUGGCGCCAAGUCGACUGCAGAGCCUAACGGGGGCCCGAACGACCACACCCACGAUACCAACGAUACUGACGACGAGAAUGACUUGGACCUUGAUGAGGAUGCACCGGAGGACGCUGAUGGUGUUGUUGACGAUGCAGCAGAUGUAUUCGAAUUCGAAAUCGACGACUGA